Diversispora eburnea is the source of this 1507-nucleotide messenger RNA. The record is from the annotation of a GenBank genome assembly. NCBI's taxonomy places the organism in Eukaryota, Fungi, Glomeromycota, Glomeromycetes, Diversisporales, Diversisporaceae.
AUGUCUCCAGAAAAUGCCGAACGUUUAAAAGAAGUUCAUAGUACUGCUUUGCAAAUUUUUCCCCAUCUCAUGAAUUUUGGAACAUCCGCAGAGGGUGAAGUUACCAAGCCGGAAACAUCAUUUACAGCUGAUGUUGAAGAAGAAGCAAAUUCAUAUUAUGAGAGAGUUUACCGUCAGGAAAUUACUAUAGAUGAUGUAAUUAAGCUUCUUCAGAAGUUUAAAAAUUCUUCAGAUCGUCGAGAAAAUAACAUUUUCUCAUGUAUGGUGCACAAUUUAUUUGAUGAAUACCAAUUUUUCUCAAAGUAUCCACAAAGGGAACUUACCAUAACAAGUGUAAUAUUUGGUUCCCUCAUUCAGUAUCAACUAGUAGAAUAUUAUGCUCUUGGUAUUGCCUUACGUUACGUAUUGAAUUCACUUAGAAAUCCUGCUGAUUCAAAAAUGUUCACCUUUGGAGCUCAAGCUUUGCGUCAAUUUCAAUCUCGUCUUCCGGAAUGGCCACAAUAUUGUUCACAUCUUUUGCAAAUUCCUCAACUUCAACAAGCUUAUCCAGAUAUUAUUAUGACAGUUAGAAAUUCUCUUGCGGCUAAUUCUAAUUCAUCUACAACACCACCAGCUGGUACUUCAAAUGCUAUAAAUUAUACGAAACCAGUUCCUGAACCUUUGAAUAAAGUUAUUGAUAGACCUGCAUUUACAGCAUUAAAUCUAGAUACCUUAUUGGCUGCAGAUAAAGUUGACUAUGAGAUUCCAAGUGAAGCAGUUCAAGACAAAAUUCUUUUCAUAAUUAAUAAUGUUGCUCAAAGUAAUUUAGAAACUAAAGUUUCCGAGAUGAAGGAACUUUUAAAGGAAUCACAUUAUCGUUGGUUUGCUAAUUAUCUUGUUGUAAAAAGGUCCAGCAUUGAACCCAAUUAUCAUCAAUUAUAUUUACAAUUUCUCGAUUCACUUGAAAGUCCAUUACUAAAUAAGCAUGUGUUACGUGAAACAUUUGCCAACAUUAAGAUCUUAUUAAAUUCUCAGAAAACUAUAGAGUCUGCAUCUGAAAGAUCUUUAUUAAAAAAUCUUGGAUCUUGGCUUGGAGGCAUGACACUGGCUCGAUAUGACAGUAAUCGAUUAUUAGUGGCCAUUCCUUUCGUAUGUAAAGUGUUAGAACAAGCAUCCAAGAGUAAAGUUUUUAAACCUCCAAAUCCUUGGUUGAUGGCUAUAAUUAAAUUGUUAGCAGAACUUUAUCAAUUUGCGGAUCUAAAAUUGAAUCUCAAGUUUGAGGUCGAAGUUUUAUGUAAGAGUUUAGAUAUUGACCUCAAAGAAAUUGAGGCAACGACUAUGCUAAAGGAUCGACCUCCGAAGGAAACAACCACUACUCAAAGUACUAGAUUCAUUCAUGAAUUUGAGAAAUGGUCCACUGGUAAUGAUUACGGUACUUCUUCGAAACCAGUACCCGUAACAUCUCAAAUGACAUCUAUUCCAAACACACCAACUAGUCAUAUGCCUAACAUAUCAUUACCUGUGAACG